UGUUCAUAAAAGUUUCAAGACAUCCGAGAAUAAUCUUCUAUACCUAAUGCCACAUAGCAAAAUAGGCCGUCCGGUUUAUGGCUGUCAAGGAUUCUCCACGGCACCCGCGAUGCAAUUUAUAGAUCAAGGUAUGGGGUCAGAUCGUGGUCCCGUCGUUGAUUUAAGAAGCGAACAGAAUCCCCGCGGCACGCAUCGCUAGCCAUAACCCCUUUAGACUUCACGCCAAGGAUCUCACGAUGAUUUGGAGCGCUCUCAUUGCUGGUGCCCUCUUGGGCCAGUCUGCCUCUGCGCAGAACAUGCUUCGUUUUGGUUGCUCACAGCUCACUAUCGAGCGUGCUGACCCUCUAGUUUCCCCUGGCCAAAACCCUGCCCCCCACACCCACCAGAUUAUCGGAGGAAACUCGUUCAACCUUACGAUGGAACCGGCCGUAUACGACCCCCCGAGCUUAUCCACCUGCACUACAUGCACUUACUCGGAGGACUUCAGUAACUACUGGACUGCCUCAUUGUACUUUAAAUCUCCUGAGAACGGCACCUUCCAGCGCGUUCCCCAAUUCGCCAAUGUUGGUCUCCAGCAGGAUGGAGGUAUGACAGUAUACUACAUGCCUUACAGCGCCAAGAACGGCAAGGUGACGGCAUUCAAGCCUGGUUUCCGAAUGAUUGCUGGCGACCCCACGAACAAGCAAAAUGUCUAUAAACCCUCAAUAUGCCACCGCUGUCUCGGAAACGGCGAGGGUUUCGCUCCAUGUGAUGCCAAGGACACUGGAGAGCUACCCACCAAGUACUGCCCUGGCGGUAUCCGAGCGACGAUCAUCUUCCCGUCGUGCUGGGAUGGAAAGAACCUUGACUCGCCGGACCACAAGACCCACGUUGCCUACUCCAACGGUGGUGGUCUCGGUAGCCCGAACUGCCCUUCUACUCACCCUGUCGCUAUCCCCCAGGUCAUGUACGAAGUCAUGUGGGACACCGGCAGAUACAAGAACGACGCUUGGUACGGAAGUGGCAAGCAGCCUUUCGUCUACAGUUUUGGUGACUCUGUUGGAUACGGUCAACACGGUGACUACCUCUUCGGAUGGCAGGGUGAUGCUCUACAAAAGGCUAUGGACGCCCUACCCACUGGACGAUGCGCCAACGCCAACUGCAACGUUCUCAAGAUCCAAUCCGCUGCUGAUGCCAUGAAGUGCAAGAAGGCCCAACAAGUCGUUGAAGAUGUUGGAGGCAACGGCCAAUGGAUCAAGGAGCUUCCGGGUGGUGUUGCUGUCUACUAAGUAGAUACAAUAUCGGAAGAGAGUGUUUAUCUAAAUUCCAUAUAGUUGUCGCCGUCGGUGAAGUCGUAAAGGAGUUCUUAAGACGGUCACUCUUUUAGACAGAC
Messenger RNA from Hypoxylon trugodes, 1372 nucleotides. RefSeq lists its product as uncharacterized. The record is from RefSeq and is a predicted model, not a curated record. NCBI's taxonomy places the organism in Eukaryota, Fungi, Ascomycota, Sordariomycetes, Xylariales, Hypoxylaceae. The transcript is spliced from 4 exons. Bases 237 to 1268 code for a protein of 343 amino acids.